Centruroides sculpturatus (bark scorpion) is the source of this 2202-nucleotide messenger RNA. Its product is annotated as organic cation transporter protein-like. Bases 1 to 2202 code for a protein of 733 amino acids. The record is from RefSeq and is a predicted model, not a curated record. NCBI's taxonomy places the organism in Eukaryota, Metazoa, Arthropoda, Arachnida, Scorpiones, Buthidae. Gene Ontology annotation, cellular component: membrane. The transcript has 13 exons. Gene Ontology annotation, molecular function: transmembrane transporter activity. Gene Ontology annotation, biological process: transmembrane transport.
AUGACUAUGGAAGAGUGGAAAAAUAUCAGCGCACCUUUGGAGAUCAGAAACGGGAGAACAACACAUAGUCGAUGCGAAGUAUACGAUAUUUACGAUACGAAAUACGGAAAAAACUUUUCAAAGAUUCCUUGUCGCUCGUGGGAAUACGAUAAUUCACAAUAUAAAAACAGUGUCAUUGAAAAGUGGAAUUUAGUUUGCGAAAGUUCUUGGUUGAGUUCUCUCGCUGGCUCUUCUUACUUCGUGGGAUUCCUCGUGUCGGCUAUUGUAUCUGGUCAGAUAUCCGAUAAAUAUGGCAGAAGACCAGUGAUAAUAUCGGGAAUCGCGCUUCAUGUAACCUUUGGGAUUCUUUGUACAUUUUCUCCAUAUUACUGGAUGUUUACUGUAUGUCGUUUCUUCUUAUCUGCAGGAAAAACAGCGUGUAAUCUCACGUUUUACGUAUAUGUUAUGGAAGUGGUCGGACCAAGCUACAGAGAAAAGGUAAUAGUAACUGAGAGUUUCUUUUAUACCACGGGGAUGCUUCUACUUACCGGAGUAUCUUGGUUCCUCAAAGAUUGGACUUAUAUUCAAUUAUGCAGCAGUUUGCCAUCCAUUAUAACGCUCCUGCUCAUCAGUUUUAUACCGGAGUCUCCGAGAUGGCUGCUAACUCACGGUCGAUUACGUAAAGCCGAAGACGUUAUACGAAACAUAAUGGAAAAGAAUAAAAGACACACCGAGAACUUAACCGAAAUUAUUGAAGAACUUUAUUGGAAAAUUAGAACGGAAACGGCGAAAGAAUUUCAAGACUUUACAGACCUUAUCGGUACAUUUGGAAGAUGGCAGAAGAUUUUAUUAGGGGUAAUCGCGUGGUCUGCCAUUGUUAUGGCAUUAAACAAUUUAAAUUGGCCAUUCUUGGCGUACAAAGUGGAUUAUUGGUGCAUGAGAACACCGAAAUACAUUAACAUGACUAUGGAAGAGUGGAAAAAUAUCAGCGCACCUUUGGAGAUCAGAAACGGGAGAACAACACAUAGUCGAUGCGAAGUAUACGAUAUUUACGAUACGAAAUACGGAAAAAACUUUUCAAAGAUUCCUUGUCGCUCGUGGGAAUACGAUCAUUCACAAUAUAAAAACAGUGUCAUUGAAAAGUGGAAUUUAGUUUGCGAAAGUUCUUGGUUGAGUUCUCUCGCUGGCUCUUCUUACUUCGUGGGAUUCCUCGUGUCGGCUAUUGUAUCUGGUCAGAUAUCCGAUAAAUAUGGCAGAAGACCAGUGAUAAUAUCGGGAAUCGCGCUUCAUGUAACCUUUGGGAUUCUUUGUACAUUUUCUCCAUAUUACUGGAUGUUUACUGUAUGUCGUUUCUUCUUAUCUGCAGGAAAAACAGCGUGUAAUCUCACGUUUUACGUAUAUGUUAUGGAAGUGGUCGGACCAAGCUACAGAGAAAAGGUAAUAGUAACUGAGAGUUUCUUUUAUACCACGGGGAUGCUUCUACUUACCGGAGUAUCUUGGUUCCUCAAAGAUUGGACUUAUAUUCAAUUAUGCAGCAGUUUGCCAUCCAUUAUAACGCUCCUGCUCAUCAGUUUUAUACCGGAGUCUCCGAGAUGGCUGCUAACUCACGGUCGAUUACGUAAAGCCGAAGACGUUAUACGAAACAUAAUGGAAAAGAAUAAAAAACACACCGAGAACUUAACCGAAAUUAUUGAAGAACUUUAUUGGAAAAUUAGAACGAAUGAAAAUAAGAGGAAAAUGAACUUUUUUGAAUUGAUCAGGAAUAAAGAGUUACGCAAGAUUACUUUCCUCAUGUACAUCUUAUGGUUAGUAAUAAUAUUUGACACCUAUGCAUUAUCAUUAAAUGCAGAUAUCACAGGAGGAAACAUCUUUAUUUUCUUUGUUUCAUUUUCAUUACAAUAUUGUGUUUCUGGUGUGUUGAUCAUUAUUUUACCUCGCUUUGGAAGAAGACGUAUUUUGAUGUUUGGAUGCCUUCUAGUGGGAAUCACUUCGUUGCUGAUAAUAGCUGUUCCAGACGAUAUUAUAUGGCUGAGGGUCGCCUUGCUAGUGUUGUGCAGAUUUUGCGUAACGAUUGAAAUAACUGCAAUAUAUGGAUAUACUUUAGAAUUGUACCCGACUGUAGUUCGUAACGUGGGUAUCGGAUCGUGUUCUACAUUUGCAAGAAUCGGAGCGAUCGCUGCACCAUUUAUGAAGGAUCUUGUAGGACUUCACACUCGUCUUUAA